Panicum virgatum (switchgrass) is the source of this 1506-nucleotide messenger RNA. RefSeq lists its product as uncharacterized. The coding region runs from base 172 to 1230 and encodes 352 amino acids. The record is from RefSeq and is a predicted model, not a curated record. The transcript has 9 exons. NCBI's taxonomy places the organism in Eukaryota, Viridiplantae, Streptophyta, Magnoliopsida, Poales, Poaceae.
CACCACCACCAACCACACUACCACAGGGAAAGGGCGGGGAGCGCCACCAGCCCAAUCCCCACGCGGGCGGGUAGAUAACGGCCGCGGCACGGGAAUGAAGGGCGAGAGGUAGGGGAAGGAGCGGAGAGCACGGAGCGUCAGUCCAAGAAGCGCGGAGCAGGGAGGGGAGGCAUGGAGGAGGAAGGGGAGCAGGCCGUGCCGCCGGCCGCGGUGGUGGGCGGGGCGGAGGCGGAGGCGGGGGAGCGGCAGGACUUCGGGCUGCCCGCGGAGCUGGUGGCGGUGCUGCCGUCGGACCCGUUCGCGCAGCUGGACGUGGCGCGCAAGAUCACCUCCAUCGCGCUGUCGUCCCGCCUCGGCCGCCUCGAGGCCGAGGCGGCGCGCCUGCGCGCGCAGCUCGCCGAGCGCGACGCCGAGGCCGAGGACCUCCGCGAGCGCGUCGAGCAGCUCGACGCCGCGCUCGCCGUCGCCACCGGCCGCCUCCGCCGCGUCGAGGAGGAGAAGGAGACGCUGGUGAGCGAGAACUCUUCACUGUCCAACACUGUCAGGAAGCUCAACAGAGACGUCGCCAAGUUGGAAGUUUUCAAGAAGACACUUGUGCAGUCGCUCCAGGAAGAUGACGCCAUUGAUGUAAGUCGUUUCACAUACAUUCAAACUACUGCUCCCAGGGAAAGAGUUGCCGCAAGUCCAAAUUUCUCAUCUGCUCCAUCAGAUGAAGAUUCUGCACUCCAAACUUCCAAAUCGUCACAGUUAUCAGAAACUGCAAGUUCAGUUUCAGAGGGAAGUAGUCAAGUUGACCCAGAUGCACCUAGGCCACCACGUCAACAUGUUUUUUUACCGUCACACAACAGCACACCAAGGAUGACUCCCAAAGGCUCACCCCCAAGGGGUGGUUAUGCAUCCGUAUCACCACCAAGGCGACAUUCGAUCUCCAUUACAUCAAUGAAUAUGUUUAAUGACAAGUCCUCAGGCAAUUCUGGUCAUUACAGCUCUCCUUUUGAUGCGGCAAGUCAAACAGGACGAACAAGAGUUGAUGGCAAAGAAUUCUUUCGUCAGGUCAGAAACCGCUUGUCUUAUGAGCAAUUUGGUGCAUUCUUGGCUAAUGUGAAGGAACUGAAUUCAUACAGGCAGACCAGAGAGGAUACAUUAAGAAAGGCGGAUGAAAUCUUUGGUCCAGAAAACAAGGACCUGUACACCAUCUUUGAGAGUCUAAUUACUCGUAACGUUCAGUAGACUCCUCAAGUCUGAAACAAUUCCUAUGGCUACUAGUGAUCCAUGUUUUACUGGUAUAUUGUGAUUACGAUGUUGGUCAAUUUUUGCAUUUGUUGUCUGUAGUCUGUUGAAGAUUCUUGGUAUAUAGUUCUCUCUUUUUUUUCUUUUUUCUUUUUGCUUACGCCCAUAUAGUCAUGGGUUGUCUGCUGUAAGCUACAAUUUAUAUACUUCAAAUCUUCAAUACAAAUGGAGUAUUGGAAUAAGAGGAAAUAUGUAAUAGGUCUGAUUUCUGGAGCA